Molecule: messenger RNA, 522 nt
Organism: Notothenia coriiceps (black rockcod)
Lineage: Eukaryota; Metazoa; Chordata; Actinopteri; Perciformes; Nototheniidae
Product: BCL-6 corepressor-like protein 1
Exons: 2
Coding region: 16-522 (168 amino acids)
Source: RefSeq, a predicted model, not a curated record
CUGGCCCCAGCAGCCAUGGUCCCGGCCCCAGUUCUGGCCUCGGCAGCCAUGGUUCCAGACUCAGUUCUGGCCAUGGUCCCGGCCCCAGUUCCGGCCCCAGCGGCCAUGGUUCCAGACCCAGCUCUGGCCCCAGCUGCCAUAGUCCCAUCUCAAGUCCCAUCUCUGGUCCCUUCUCUAGUCUUUUCUCGAGUCCUAACUCAAGUCCCUUCUCUAGUCCCUUCUCUGGUCCCCUCUCUAGUCCCUCCUCUAGUCCCUUCCCAAGUCCCUCCUCUAGUCCCUUCUCUAGUCCCUUCUCUAAUCCCUUCUCCAGUCCCACCUCUAGUCACUUCUCUAGUCACUUCUCAAGUACCAACUCUAGUCCCAUCUCAAGUCCCUUCUCUAGUCCCUACUCAAUUCAUUUCUCAAGUCCUUUCUCAAGUCCCUCCUCUAGUCACUUCCCUAGUCACUUCUCUAGUCCCAUCUCUAGUCCCUUCUCCAGUCCCACCUUUAGUCACUUCUCUAGUCGCUCCUUUAGAUCGCUGA